Messenger RNA from Nothoprocta perdicaria, 760 nucleotides. RefSeq names its product uroporphyrinogen III synthase (gene UROS). Bases 145 to 732 code for a protein of 195 amino acids. NCBI's taxonomy places the organism in Eukaryota, Metazoa, Chordata, Aves, Tinamiformes, Tinamidae. Gene Ontology annotation, biological process: uroporphyrinogen III biosynthetic process. The transcript has 10 exons. Gene Ontology annotation, molecular function: uroporphyrinogen-III synthase activity. The record is from RefSeq and is a predicted model, not a curated record.
CAGGCGCCCCAAGGCCGCCGCACGGGCCCCGGGCGCAGGUCCCUUCAUAGGCCCUGAUUUUUCAGAACUGCAAAGCCCUAAGAGUUCCCAUUUGUAUCAGUUUUGUGCACCGAGAAUCAGUACGUCAAAGUCUAAUGGUGAACAAUGAAGGUUCUGUUAUUGAAGGACCCCAAAGACAAGGAUUCAGGACCAGAUCCAUAUGUUAAAGAAUUAGCUUUACAUGGAUUGGAAGCAACAUUGAUUCCAGUUCUGUCAUUUGAGUUCAUAUCACUUGAAAGUUUAUUCGAAAAGCUGUCUCAUCCAGAAUGUUAUGGAGGCCUAGUUUUUACCAGCCCGAGAGCAUUGGAAGCCAUCAAGAUAUGUUUAAAAGAGAAUAGUAAAAGUGAAGCCUGGUCCAAAUCUCUGAAACAGAGUUGGAGCACCAAACCAGUGUAUGUGGUAGGAAAAGCUACAGCUUCUCUAGUGGAAGAAAUUGGCCUUAUUCCACAAGGAGAAAAGUCUGGAAAUGCCGAAAAAUUAGCUGAAUUUAUUUGCUCAAGAGAGAAACCUAAUUCAUCAUCUCUUCUUUUCCCUUGUGGAGCCCUCAAAAGAGAAGUACUUCCUACAGCACUGAAAGAAAAAGGUAUCCCCCUGGAAAGUGUCACCGUGUACCAGACCACCCAGCACCGUCACCUCCAAGAGUCCCUGAGCAGCUACUUCUCACAGCAGAGAGAGCUGAAAAGAUUCAAGUGAAGGGGUACUGAUCCACUGAGAGAAACCU